AUGGCACCUCAUAUCCCCGAGAGCGUGAACUCCGAACCCGCCGUGAAGGCGAAGAAAUCGCCUCCGGGGAGAGCCUACGUGACGUUUUUAGCGGGUAACGGCGACUAUGUGAAGGGAGUGGUCGGAUUAGCAAAGGGUUUGCGUAAAGUCGGAAGUGCUUACCCUCUUGUCGUGGCUGUCUUGCCUGAUGUUCCUCAAGAACACAGGCAGAUCUUGAUCGCCCAAGGAUGCAUUCUCCGCGACAUCGAACCUGUUUAUCCUCCGGAGAAUCAAGUUCAUUAUGUUAUGGCGUAUUACGUUAUCAAUUACUCGAAACUGCGUAUAUGGGACUUCGAAGAGUAUAGCAAGAUGAUAUAUAUGGAUGCCGAUAUUCAAGUUUAUGACAACAUUGACGACCUGUUCGAGAAGCCAGACGGGUAUCUGUACGCCGUAAUGGGAUGCUUCUGCCAGGACACAUGGAGUUAUUCACCGCAGUACUCGAUCGGUUAUUGCCAGCAGUGCCCGGAUAAGGUCAGAUGGCCGGCCGAGAUGGGAUCUCCCCCUCCUCUGUACUUCAAUGCCGGGAUGUUUGUGUUUGAACCGAGCCGCUUGACUUGUCAGAACCUUCUUCGUGACUUGCAAGUCACGCCUCCUACACCAUUCGCAGAGCAAGAUUUUAUGAAUAUCUUCUUCGAGAAGGUGUACAAACCGAUUCCUUUGGAGUACAACCUUCUUCUGCAAAUGCUUUGGCGCCACCCCGAGAACGUGGAACUGGAGAAAGUCAAGGUGGUUCACUACUGUAUAGCUGGGUCGAAGCCAUGGCGGUACACAUGCAAGGAAGCUAACAUGGACAGAGAAGACAUCAAGAUGUUAGUGAAGAGAUGGUGGGAUAUAUACAACGACGAAUCCCUCGACCUCGAGACGAAAAUCCCUGCAGCUGCUGCUGCAGAAGGAAAACUGGUCAUGGCUUCAGCACCCGAACCGUCUGCUCCUUGA
Tarenaya hassleriana is the source of this 975-nucleotide messenger RNA. RefSeq names its product galactinol synthase 4-like. Gene Ontology annotation, molecular function: glycosyltransferase activity. The record is from RefSeq and is a predicted model, not a curated record. The transcript has 4 exons. Bases 1 to 975 code for a protein of 324 amino acids. NCBI's taxonomy places the organism in Eukaryota, Viridiplantae, Streptophyta, Magnoliopsida, Brassicales, Cleomaceae.